UAAUGACUGUCAUCACUUUCACUGUGGUGUUUCUGGUCCUCCUCCCCCAGCCCCUCCUCGCUCGCUGGGCCUGUGUGCGCUCCUGCCCCCCCUCCUGCUCCUGCACCCCCGAGAGGAGCUGCUCUGUUCUCUGUGACCGCUCCCGUCUGGCGGAGAUUCCUCCAGAGUUUCCCUGCGAGGCGGCAGCCAUCAACCUGGACAAGAACAGCUUGAAGUUCCUCUCAGAGCGGGCCUUUGGGACCCUGCCCGCCCUGAAGAGCCUCUCUGUGGAGCACAACAACAUCUCCUUCAUCACGCCUGGGGCCUUCAAGGGCCUCCCUAACCUGGUGGAGCUGAAGCUGGCCAACAACGACUACAUCAGUUACCUUCACACACGCACCUUCACGGGGAUAAAGAAGCUGGAGCGUCUGGACCUGUCCAACUGCAACCUGUUCAACAUCCCCGACCGCAUCUUCAUCGAGCAGCCGGCGCUCCGCGAGGUCUUCCUCUUCGAGAACCACUUCCGCAGGAUCCCCUCGUCCUUCAGAGGGAUGGAGAACCUGACGCACAUCUACCUGGAGAGGUGUCGCAUCGAGGCGGUGGCCUACAACUCCCUGCUGGGCCUCACAAGACUCAGGUUCCUGAACCUCCAGGAGAACCGCAUCCACGUGAUCCACGACCACUCCUUCCAGGACCUGGUGCGUCUGGAGAACUUCUACCUGAACGACAACAUGCUGGCAGGCCUCCCUCGCUCCGCCUUCAAAGGCCUCGUCUGCCUCAAGAUGCUGAACCUGGGCGGGAACAAGCUGACCAACGUGUCCCGCACCUGGUUCGGUGACCAGGUGGAGCUGGAGGUGCUCUACCUGGACAGGAACCAGCUGUUAAACAUCGAGGAAGGAGCCUUCGAGAACCUCACCAGCCUCAUCACGCUUCACCUGAACAGCAACAACCUCACGACGUUUCCCUUUCCUGUUUUCCAGCCCGUUUACUUCCUCGCUCGCCUCUUUCUUUUCAGGAACCCAUGGGUCUGCGACUGUUCCUUAGAGUGGCUAAAAGAAUGGAUGGAAAGUUAUAAACUAGUUCGAGACGUCCCGUGUGCAUCACCUUCCUCCGUGGCUGGAUUAGAUCUUUCCGAGGUGGUUUUUGCGAGAGUUAACGACACCUGUGUGGACCCCGGAGAGCUGAAUGUAACCACAGUUUCGUCGCAAAUCGUCGCCACGACUGAGAACCGCUUCAACAACCUCGUCUCCAAACUCCUGCAGCAGGAGCUCAGGGAGGAGAUGGGGAACGGGACGGAAAGUCUGAGAAAUGGGACUCUGAUGUCUGAAGAGGGGAAACUCUCAUCGGGGGUCGAAGGGCGAAGAGGGAACGAAAACCAAACAUUGCUCUGCUUUAUAGUCGUAGUGCGGAUCGUGUUUGAUUUGAUCGGACAAUUAGAUAGUUAUUACUGUCUCUCGUGCACAUGAGGACUUUGGAAAUGGUUUCUUUGCUUUGUGAGCGACAGAACGAACAAGGAGUGGGGUUGCUGUUGAGAGUUUGCCCUGCUAAACGUCUGGAUUUCUGGAUCUUUUUCUUGUGAAAUGCAAGCGUGGCAAACUGGAUAUUAUCUUCAGACGAAAGACUGAUGUUUACAUCUACUAUUCUUUAUACUUGUUCACCCUGCAGAAUAGUGAGAUUAAAGAUCACUUAUCCAUGAAAGCAGGGAGGAACACGGCCAAAUGGAUAUGUUGUACUCUUCUCUAAACUCGUGAGUUUGUGCUGCAAAACGUCAUUACUGUCUCUCGAGCACAUGAGGACUUUGGAAAUGUGGUUUCUUUGCUUUCUGACCGACAGAAGGAGAAGCUUUUCAAAUGGCUGAUGAGCUAAAAUUAUGUUUCAUUUCAUCCAAGAACGGAGCAACAAGCUGUCAUUGCUGGUGUGAGUUUGCCCUGCUAAAUAUCUGGAUCUCUAGAUAUUGUUCUUGUGAAAUGCAAGCGCAAACAUUAUAUAUGAUAUUACCAGCUAUCUUCAGAGGAAAGACUGAUGUUUACAUGUGUACUUCUACUCUUGUUUUUACUUGUUUGCCCUGCAAGACGGUGGAUUUCUUCUAAAGAAAGUUGUGAUUAAAGAUGUAUCCAUGAAAGCACGGAGGAACACUCGUCCUCAAACGUGACGGUGUGAGUUUGCGCUGCAAAUGUAAGAUUUCCGGGAUAUUUCUAAAGGCAUUCAUUCUGAAAUGAGCAUCUCUUCUCUAAACUUGUGAGUUUGUGCUGAAAACGACAAUUUCAGAUGAGAUUUAAUGUCACUUAUCCAAGAAAGACUGGAGAAAUACUCUUCUUUAAACGUGGCAGUACUGGUUGGACUUUGCGCUGCCAAACGCUGGAUUUUCGGGAUAUUUUCUUUUGAAAUGAAAGCGCGGUAAAGUGAAGAUAUCCGACUAUCUUUAGAGGAAAAGACUGAUGUUUAAACAUUGGCAUUUAUGUCAAACAAGCUUCUGUUUUAUGUGGUUGCUGCUGUGAGUUUGCCCUGCAGAAAAUAGGAUUUA
Gymnodraco acuticeps is the source of this 2503-nucleotide messenger RNA. Its product is annotated as nyctalopin-like. The transcript has 4 exons. Bases 3 to 1445 code for a protein of 480 amino acids. Gene Ontology annotation, molecular function: protein binding. The record is from RefSeq and is a predicted model, not a curated record. Lineage: Eukaryota; Metazoa; Chordata; Actinopteri; Perciformes; Bathydraconidae.